AUGACAUCGAUUCAUCAAUUGGUGGAUGAAUCACUGAGGAAGGAUAUCAACAGAACUUUCUCAGUUGUAAAGAACUAUCUCAGACAGAGAUUAAUCAAGUCGACCACCAAUGUAGCCACAGCCCAAGCCACACCAACCAUCAAUACGACCACUACCACAUCAACAACAACAGAGACCUUGUCGCCCACAAUACCCACCAACCUAAACAAUCAAUCACCCUCGAACCCAACUUCACAUACAAACGACGAUGACACCGUAGCAAAGAAAGCCGCAGCAGCGGCAGCAGCAGCCACAUUGAAAGAGGACCAUGAGAGAGUACUACGAGAGUUGAAAGAGCUGGAAACUGAGCACUUGAAGCCUGGACAUAAAUAUAAGGAGACGUUCUCAUGCGAGCAUAGGGAUAACAUCCCCGAGUAUCUAAGGCGUGACUAUAUACUUUAUGGCUAUCGCGUCAAUUACUCAUGGGUCCUGGCAUUCAAGUCCAUGAUCAUACCGAACCACAACGAAUUCGCCAACAUCCACUCACAUCUCUGGCCCGCCGUCUACUUUAUAUACCUGCUGCUCGACGUGCUCUACAUCCGUGCCGACACGUUUGACUACACCAGCAAGCUUGUGCUGGGCAUCUUCUUGCUCAGCGGUCUGACGACCUUUACCUGCUCGGUUUCAUGGCACACACUUGGCUGCCACAACAUCACUACAUGGAAGCGCCUGUUGCUAUGCGACUACAUGGGCAUCAUCUUCCUGAUCGUCGGCUCUUUCUACCCGCCACUCUACUACGCCUUCCGCUGCCACCCAACCCUGAUGACCGGCUACCUGACAACCAUCACAGUGCUGGGCGUGGGCCUGGCCUGCUUAAUAUUCAUUCCAUCGUUUGCGCAUCACAACCGUCUGCGAACGGUGUUCUUCUCGCUGACGGCCUUCUUUGGCAUUGUGCCAACGAUGCACUCGCUGUACAUAUUCCCCACGGCCGAGAUGGGCCUGGCCUUCUUCAUCAGGAUCAACACGAUGUUUGCCCUGUUUGGCUUUGGUCUCAUUUUCUACGUUGGUCGUAUCCCAGAACGAUGGUUCCCUGGCGUUCUGGACAACAUCAUCAGCAGUCAUGCCAUGUGGCAUCUCUUUACAUUCCUUGCGCCACUCUAUCAUUAUCACACAUGCAUUCAAGCUUCCACUCUUAAUCUUACCUGUUCAGCCCUGUCACUAUAA
Molecule: messenger RNA, 1203 nt
Organism: Acytostelium subglobosum LB1
Lineage: Eukaryota; Evosea; Eumycetozoa; Acytosteliales; Acytosteliaceae
Exons: 1
Coding region: 1-1203 (400 amino acids)
Cellular component (GO): membrane
Molecular function (GO): signaling receptor activity
Source: RefSeq, a predicted model, not a curated record